AUGGACGCGCCGGCCCAGGGUAUCAUCCGCAGUCGCAUAGCCAAUGCGUGCGAUGGAUGCAAAGCCCGAAAGGUCAAGUGUGACGGCAAAACACCAUGCUCUUAUUGCAUCCGUCGGCAGAGGCCGUCCACCUGCAAGUACAGCCAUCCUAGGAGGACGCGGCAGAGGCACGCAGCCGACGCAGCGCGUACCCCUGCUAGCACUGCGAGCCCGCGGGCAUCAAGGUCGUCGCCUCCGUCAACGGCAGCGGCGGUGCGUUCGACAAGAGCUACCUCGCUUGAUGACGAUGGUCACGGCGCAGCGGCUUGUCGUGGGAUGCGUCACAGCGGAAGUGCGGCAAGGCGAUCGUCCGUGAUGGAGGAGGACGACACCGAAGUGCCACUUGAAGCACGUCUGCUCUGUGAUGCGCAGGGAAAACUCAUCUUCAUCGGGGACUGUGCCCCCUUGUCAUUCUUCCAAUCCGUGCGGCAGCUCGUGACGAGCAGAGUUGGGCAAAACGCCUUUGCUCCCGAGACCAGCCGCUACUCUGUGCUCGAGAAUGCGCCGGCGGCCCCUGUGGCGUCCCAUGAGCCAUCCCCGCCGGCACUGCGCCGGGAAGGGGUCAGAAUCGCCGUGCAGGACUACAUUCUCAUUACCACAAGUCUUGUUGAUUUGUUUGAUGAGAAACUGGAGAGUGACGUUGCCUUCUGGGCGAGUCAUCAGCGUGCAGAGAACCUUACGACCACGAUCCACUACCUCGUGCUGGCCAUUGGGCUGCUCAAAACCGACGAGGCAACCUCGAGAACCUACUUUGAGUACGGUAAGGCGCAGGCCUUCAACAGCCUGAAUGGGAGUAUGGGCGUCGGUACGGUACACGCCUUCAUCCUCGUCACAGUGUACAUGCUGUGCUCGUGCCAGAUCAACAACGCGUUUCUGGUCUUUGGCAUUGCCAGUCGUGCAGCGUAUUCGGUCGGCGUGCAUCGCACAGAGGUCAACGCGCGUUUCGGUCCCGAGAUCCACCGGCAGCGUGACAGGACAUGGAAGAGCAUGAGAAUUGUCGACUUGUUCCUCAGUGUUUCCAUGGGUCGUCCCCCCGCCACAUCCGACGUGGACUGCACGGUCCCCUACCGGGCGACGGACCUGGAAGGCAACGAGGUCUUUGACCUGCUCAACGCAUCCGUGCAGAUCAUGCUGAUUACAGAGGGCAUCGUGACGGAGAUCUAUUCACGCAAGAAGAUCUCGUUGCAGCUGACAGAGGGUAUCUCGAAGCAACUGCGGGAGUGGUCUGAACGGUGGCUUCAUCCCCUGAAAGACGUCUUGUCCCUACCCGGCGAACACACAAAGGCCCAGAUCAGUGGCGCCUGCCAGGUCCUGGCGUCGUACUACUACGCAGUCAUGCUGGUGUCGCGGCCGUUCCUCAUGUACGAGCUCUUUCGCAGACUAGGCGACGAGCCCAAUGCGGCGCGCUAUCCUGCCAUGUCCAACGGCAAAUCCAAGCUCGCAGACGCCUGUAUCGAAGCAGCAAGCAUGAUGGUCGACCCAAUCGCGGAGCUGAUUGAGCAGAGGGUGUUGCAUAGUCGCAUGCCGCUCCUGGUGUCCUGGCUAUUUGCAUCUUCUCUCGUCCUGGGCGUCGGACUCUUGGGAAACUUCGGCCGUAUCUUGGAAAAGUACACUCGCAUAUCCAUCCAGGCCCUCGACCAUUUCGCCCAAGCUGACACCCACGCCACACAAUACUCGCUGAUCGCCCAGUCUCUGCUCAACACGGCUCUCGAACACCUGGAGAAGCGGGAGUUGCAGGAGCGCCUACGUCGCACGGAGAGUUCCAGCCAGCUCUUUGGCCUGAUCCCACAGGAGAGCCGAGCGCGUGGGUCCGCAGUCUCGCCAGCGACGCAAGCCAACAGCACAGCAGCGAGUCCGGCAGUGUCUACGUCGCAGAGGCGCCACUCUCUGUUCGACAGAUCGCUAUUCAACCCGCAAUCUACCGUGCCGUCGCCGAGGGGCGGGGAUCUGGACCCUUCGUCGCUCUUUGGACCAGGGGACGUAUUCGGUGGGCUGGACGCCAACUUCUGGAGUAACCAAGGGAAUGAGGACCCGAGCUCGGCACUGAACCUAUUCCCAUUGCUCGAGGGCGGCGGGGGCAUUGAUUUGGCUCAUUACUUGUAG
Molecule: messenger RNA, 2142 nt
Organism: Emericellopsis cladophorae
Lineage: Eukaryota; Fungi; Ascomycota; Sordariomycetes; Hypocreales; Bionectriaceae
Exons: 2
Coding region: 1-2142 (713 amino acids)
Biological process (GO): DNA-templated transcription; positive regulation of transcription from RNA polymerase II promoter by galactose
Cellular component (GO): nucleus
Molecular function (GO): RNA polymerase II cis-regulatory region sequence-specific DNA binding; zinc ion binding; DNA-binding transcription factor activity, RNA polymerase II-specific
Source: RefSeq, a predicted model, not a curated record